This is a messenger RNA of Saccostrea echinata, 1101 nucleotides long. Its product is annotated as ADP-ribosylation factor-like protein 4C. Bases 323 to 871 code for a protein of 182 amino acids. Gene Ontology annotation, cellular component: cytoplasm. The record is from RefSeq and is a predicted model, not a curated record. Lineage: Eukaryota; Metazoa; Mollusca; Bivalvia; Ostreida; Ostreidae. Gene Ontology annotation, molecular function: GTPase activity; GTP binding. The transcript has a single exon. Gene Ontology annotation, biological process: vesicle-mediated transport; intracellular protein transport.
UUUAUAUCCAGGUAAAGUAAUUGCUAGUUAUCUAUUGGUAUCUUGAAUACUUAUGGUUAUAACUUACACCUCGUAUAAAACGAUUGUUGUGAAUUUUCGACUGAUUGAUCUUUAAUCAGUCCACCCGAAUAGGUGUGAAAAAUUGGACAGGUGUCAAAAACUUAGUCAUUCAGGAUGGACUCGCAGUGUGUUUAUUUAUGACCGGCGAGUAGUAUAAGAAUGGGGCAAUUAUGAGAACCACGUGUCAUUUUAAAAAUGUGCAUACCCCAAAAUCUUCAUUGAUGUGAUGGAACGUGAUUUUCUCUGGAGUGUGUAUUGAGGAAUGGGGAGUUCCUCUUCAGUACAAAUAUCUAUGCUGGGCCUGGAUUCCUCCGGUAAAACCACUAUCUUGUAUCGCAUGAAGUUUCAACAAUACACAAACGCCACCCCGACAAUCAGUUAUAAUUGUGAAACCAUCAAAGUGAAGGAGGGGCGAGCUAAAGGAAUCACAUUUAAGAUUUGGGAUGUAGGGGGACAAGACAACAAGAGACCUUUAUGGAAUCAGUACACACGUUCUUCUGAUGGGAUUAUAUUUGUGGUGGACAGUGUAGAUAGAGAGAGACUUGAAGAAGCAAAGUUGGAACUUAUCCGGCUACUUAAAAAUGCAGAUAAUCAGAGACUGCCCCUUCUUGUUAUUGCCAACAAACAAGACUUGCCAAAUUCUUUGGACUUGUGUGAAAUUGAGAAAUUAUUAGGACUUCGGGAUCUUCACCCAGGACAGGUGUGGGCAAUACAGGGGGCCUGUGCUAUUACUGGUGAAGGACUUCCAGAGGCAAUGGAUGCCAUGUUUGAUCUUAUAGUAAAAAAGAAAAGUUUAAAGAAAAAGAAAUGAUUGUCCAAUUAUUGUGUGAAUGUGUUUUGUGAAAGGCGGCUAUUUAUAACUCAAACAAGCUAUUUUAGAAAAAGAAAUUUUAUUGUGUAAACUUUUUUUGUGCAAUUUUGUUUGAAAAGUGUUGUAUUUAGAACUGUUUUGAGAUAUUUUUUAAUUAAUAUACUUUUGUUUAUUUUGCUAUUUUUAUUUUGAAGAGUAGUACUACCCAUGCAUGAAUAUACCAAAGUGUA